CCAAAUGGCCAUGCGCGUCAUGUCAUCUCUCGUCAAUCAAUCUACAAUAACAAACAAAGAAGUUAGGCACCUAUAUUGUAAAAGUCGUAAGUCAGUAAGGAUAAGGUGUUCUGGUAUUGCCGAGAAAAUCAAGAUUUGAACUCAGAUCACAUAUAAUUUUUGCCAAAGAAAAUGGAUAAACUGGGGCUGAAUAGCUCUAUUACUAAAACUAAAGAAGACUUGGAUUUACUAUCAGUUUUAGAACGUUUAGACGAUUCUUUGCAGCAGAAUACACAACUUAUACAACUGGUAAAAUCGAACCUGCUUGAUGAAGACAUUUUAAAUGAAAUAAAAACUAUAGUCAGUCUUGGAACACUUCGCUUGUACUUUGGUAAAACUAUGAGAGACUUGAAAAUUGUAAUAGAGGAUAAUGAUAGAGAACACGAAAUAAAAGUGCAUUACAAAGGCCCUAAACAUUUGAUUAUAUCAGAUGUAAAGUUGCCCAACUCUUCAGCACAUGAACAUGAAUUUGGAUGUAUCACAGAGAUUACUGAGUUAUUCAAUCAGAAUGUGAAAGACCUGGCUAGAUAUUUUUAUGAAUUAGAAAAUAUUGAUGAGUUUUGUACUGUUAUGGAACCGAUUGUAAAGUCAUUCAAGGAUAAUUACAGAAGAAUAUUCCUUGAUGAUAGGACAUGGCUGCAUGUGGAGGUGACCCCUGAAGGCUUUGCCACUAAUAUUCACCUUGUUGGUCAGUCAGAGUGUUGGCACAAUAAGCUACAGGCAGGGCUUCUCCAUUGGGAUCAUGAUAAAAAUAUUGUCGAUAAUAUUAUGGCCAUAUUUGAUUUCAGUCAAUUUUCACAUCCCACGUCAAGUACAUCGGAGGUUCCAAAAAUGGAUAGUGAAGAUGAUAACUCUGCAGCAUGUGGAAUAUGUUUAUCCACAAGUCUACCUGAUGUUCCUGGAUUGCCACUACCCCUCUGUCAAAAUUCAUUGUGUGGGGUUUAUUACCAUAGGACCUGUUUGUAUCAGUGGUUAGUGGCAUGUGCUGGUAGUCGGCCCCCUGCCUUUGGCGUCGCGAAUGGAAGUUGUCCAACUUGUCUUCAGCCAAUUACGUGCAGUGAAAAAGAUAAUUAAUAAAAUAAAUAAAAAUGGUACCUGAAUGAUGCCUAAUGUUUAUUUGAUGCCCAAUGCUGUGGUUGUUUACAUACCUUAUCUAAAUAAUACGUAGGCAUAAAGGUGCAAAUAAUAAAAUAAGGCUCUUAAAUGCAAAAGUUAUUAGGUACCGAAGGUUGAUGUUUGUUACUGUUUCACGCUAAAACUACUGGAUGAAUUUAUUUUUGUUAUCAACGUGAGGGAAUUAGUUUCCACGAGGCGCGGGUGAAACCACAGGCGAAGCUGGUUUAUACUUUAUCAUGGGGUGCUCUGUCUGAUGAGUAUGGGUUGGAGUGCGGGGUGAGGCAGGGGGGGAUUACCUCGCCUCGUCUCUUUAACCUUUACGUCAAUCGCCUGAUUGUUGAGCUCAGCAACGCCAAGAUCGGCUGUCACAUAGACGGAGUCUGUAUUAAUAACAUCAGUUACGCUGACGAUAUGGUGUUGCUGAGUCCUUCAAUUAGCGCCCUCAGACGACUUGUUAAAAUCUGUGAAGAUUACGCGGUAGCACACGGACUCAGGUACAACGCAAAAAAAUGCGAGUUAUUGAUUUUUAAGGCAGGUACCAAAUGUUACACUAACGUACCAGAGGUAACUAUAGGUAAUACUCCGUUAGCCCGAGUAACAAAAGUUAAGUACCUGGGUCAUUGGGUGACUGAUGAUCUUAAUGAUGACUUAGAUAUGGAAAGGGAGCGCAGGGCGUUGGCUGUGCGAGCUAAUAUGUUGAUCCGCAGAUUUGCACGUUGUUCCAAACAUGUUAAAAUAACUCUUUUCAGAGCAUACUGUCAAUCAUUUUACACGUGCGGUCUGUGGGUCAGAUACACGCAAAGGGCAUACAACGCCCUGCGUAUCCAGUA
This is a messenger RNA of Helicoverpa armigera (cotton bollworm), 1985 nucleotides long. It is a transcript of the gene Fancl, whose product is annotated as E3 ubiquitin-protein ligase Fancl. Gene Ontology annotation, molecular function: ubiquitin protein ligase activity. The transcript has 4 exons. Gene Ontology annotation, biological process: protein monoubiquitination; interstrand cross-link repair. The coding region runs from base 172 to 1113 and encodes 313 amino acids. NCBI's taxonomy places the organism in Eukaryota, Metazoa, Arthropoda, Insecta, Lepidoptera, Noctuidae. Gene Ontology annotation, cellular component: nucleus; Fanconi anaemia nuclear complex. The record is from RefSeq and is a predicted model, not a curated record.